AUGAAGGAACCCGCUGUGAAAGUCACAAGGAGGAUAAUCACCUUUAAGAAACCAGUCAUAAUUCCUGAGCGGGAAUCUAAAGCUUUGACGGGACGAUCUCUGAUGACAUUGGCCAAACUUGUACCUGAAGGUUUGAGUCUGGCUGUUCAUCUGCAGCUUCCGGACUCUACAAUCACAGGGAUUGGGUUCGAUGCUCUCAGCAACAACCUCGGCAUGUCGGACGUUUCCUACAAGAUUCUGCUGCACUGGAAAAGAAAGUGCAAGGAUAAGCAAAUGGGUGCAGUCAGUCAACUAGCAGAAGCUCUCCGAGAAAUGAACUAUCACGUUGUUGCCGAGGCUAUACUCAGAUGUCAUCUUCAACACAAGGAAUUUACUCGAGACAGCAUCUCCUUCGUGCAAGACGAGGACUUAGCAAAGGGGCAGGUUGCGUAA
Molecule: messenger RNA, 432 nt
Organism: Candidula unifasciata
Lineage: Eukaryota; Metazoa; Mollusca; Gastropoda; Stylommatophora; Geomitridae
Source: the annotation of a GenBank genome assembly